This is a messenger RNA of Drosophila willistoni, 3070 nucleotides long. It is a transcript of the gene Vps35, whose product is annotated as vacuolar protein sorting-associated protein 35. Lineage: Eukaryota; Metazoa; Arthropoda; Insecta; Diptera; Drosophilidae. The record is from RefSeq and is a predicted model, not a curated record. The transcript has 7 exons. Gene Ontology annotation, biological process: intracellular protein transport; retrograde transport, endosome to Golgi. Gene Ontology annotation, cellular component: late endosome; retromer complex; retromer, cargo-selective complex. The coding region runs from base 274 to 2754 and encodes 826 amino acids.
GUUGAACAGAAAAUCCCGAAAAGAAAAGUUGCAAAAGAAACAUUUAGGAAAAUUAAAAAAUUUGCUACAUUUUGAUAAUGGUAAGUACGCCGCCCUCUACACUGUAGCCUACCAGAUGCCGGGAAGCGUGAAUUGAACGUGCAAAUUGACUAACCAAUCGAGAACAAGAGACUCCAACAUUUUUUAACUGGACCUCUGCCGACGACGUCAACGCCCCCGCCACUCCAGCUCCCGCCCCCCUUAUUUACACACACAAAAAAAAAUUCACCCACAAUGUACCCAUGGAGCUCAUCCUCGUAUAGCGGGCAAGCACCCAAUUCUGUUGAUGCUAGGACCAUGCCCAAUGGUUUGGAUGACCAGGAGAAGCUACUGGCCGAGGCGGUAGGUGCGGCCCGCAAGCAGGCAUUCCAGAUGAAUCAUUUUCUGGACAAAGAACGUAUGUUGGAUGCACUGAAAUGUGCCAGCACCAUGUUAAGCGAAUUGCGCACUUCUUUGCUAUCGCCAAAGAGUUACUACGAGUUGUAUAUGGCUGUGACGAACGAACUAUGCCAUAUGGAGAUAUAUCUUAGCGAGAAAAGCAAUAAAGAGACGGAUUUAUAUGAAUUGGUCCAAUACUCGCACACCAUAGUGCCACGCCUUUAUCUCCUGAUCACAGUGGGCAUUGUCUAUAUCAAGAAUGAUUCGACACUGAAGCGUAGUAUUCUUAAGGAUCUGGUUGAGAUGUGUCGCGGUGUACAGCAUCCACUUAGAGGUCUAUUCCUGCGCAACUAUUUGCUUCAGUGCACCCGCAACAUUCUGCCCGAUGUUCUUGUGGCGGACAAUGAGCACGAGGGCAAUGUUUAUGAUGCCAUUGAUUUUGUCCUCACGAAUUUUGCGGAAAUGAAUAAACUGUGGGUCCGUAUGCAGCAUCAGGGACACUCAAGUGAGAAGACGCGACGGGAGAAGGAGCGUGAAGAACUUAAAAUAUUGGUGGGCACCAAUUUGGUGCGUCUCUCGCAAUUGGAAUCUGCCACGUUGGAGACAUAUCAGCGUUUAAUAUUGCCGGGCAUACUGGAACAGGUGGUCAGCUGUCGUGACGCAAUUGCCCAAGAGUAUUUGAUGGAGUGCAUUAUUCAGGUCUUUCCCGAUGAGUUCCAUUUGCAGACUCUGGAUCCAUUCCUGAAAUCAUGUGCCCAACUGGAGACGGGAGUGAAUGUUAAGAAUAUUAUUAUAUCGUUAAUUGAACGUUUGGCUGCCUAUAAUCAACGCAGUGGCAAGUCCAGUGGCAAUGCCAUCGAUGCCAUUAUACCCGCCGAGGUGGAACUGUUUGAGGUGUUUAGCGUGCAGGUGGCCAAUAUUGUUCAGACAAGGAUGGACAUGCCAUUGGAGGAUACAAUAUCGCUGCAGGUUGCUCUAUUAAGUCUGGCCCAAAAAGUCUAUCCGGAUCGUGUGGAUUAUGUGGAUAAAGUGCUGGGCACUACGGCACAAAUACUCCAGCGUAUGAACAUGAACAAUAUUUCACAUCUGUUGUCGGUUAAUCAGGAGUUAUCCCGACUCCUGCGAAUUUGCAUUGAUUUCUAUAACAACGCCUUGACCAUUAUUCAGCUGCAUAAUUUCUGCCCCCUUCUCGAGACAUUCGAUUACACUUCGCGUAAAUCGUUGGCCCUGUAUUUGGUGAUGAAUAUAUUGGAAAAUGAGACUACAGUAUCCACUGCUGAUCAGGCUGACAGUUUAUUGACCAUUAUAACGCCUCUGAUCAAAGAUGACGAGACAUUAACGAAUAAGGAUAAUCCAUUGGGUGGUGGAUCUGGCAGCAAUAGUACCGAUGCCGAGGAAUUCGCCGAAGAGCAAGGCGUCGUAGCCAGGUUUAUACAUCUAUUGCGUUCCGACGAACCAGAUAUGCAAUAUAAAAUGCUUCAAACUGCCCGCAAACAUCUGGGCAACGGUGGAGGUCAGCGUUUAAAGCAUGUUCUGCCGCCCUUGGUCUUUGCUGCCUACCAAUUGGCCUUUAAAUAUAAGGCCAUUGCCGAACAAGAUGAAAAUUGGGAUAAAAAGUGUCAAAAGAUCAUACAAUAUUGUCAUAGCACGAUUAGUGCCUUGGCCAAGGCUGAUUUACCCGAUUUGGCGUUACGUCUAUAUCUGCAGGGAGCAUUGGUGAUUGGAGAGAUACGUUAUACCAACCAUGAGACAGUGGCCUAUGAGUUCAUGACACAGGCCUUCUCCCUCUACGAAGAUGAAAUAUCCGAUUCCAAAGCCCAAUUGGCGGCCAUAACCCUAAUCAUGUCCACAUUCGAGCAAAUGUCCUGUUUUGGCGAGGAAAACGCUGAGCCAUUGCGCACAAAUUGUGCCCUAGCUGCUUCCAAAUUGCUUAAGAAGCCAGAUCAAUGUCGUGGCGUUGUGGCCUGUGCGUCAUUAUUCUGGAGUGGCAAGAAAAACGGAGAGGAAAUGCGAGAUGAAAAGCGUACCUUGGACUGCCUUAAGAAGGGAGCACGCAUUGCUUCCCAAUGUCUAGACGCCGGAGUACAAGUGCAGCUAUAUGUGGAGCUAUUGAAUCAUUAUCUCUUUUACUUUGAACGCGGCAAUUCCCUCAUCACUGUGGCCAUGCUGAAUCAGCUAAUUGCCAAGGUUAAUGAGGAGCUACCCAAUUUGGAACCAAGUGAGGAGACAAAACAAAUUGAGAGCCAUUACAAAAAUACCAUAGCCCAUUUACGCAGUCGCAUGGAGUCCAAUGAUGCCAAUCUGGAAGUAUCCUUUGCUGGCAUCACUCUCAAUUAGCAAAAAUCAUAAGCUGAAUCUACGUCUGUCUGGCCUAUUUUUGUACUACUAAGCAAAAACCGAGCGAAAAAACAAACGAAAUAUUCCAAAACAAAAACAAAAUUUAGGGCAAAUGCUUAUUGAUCAUAAUUCUUCAGUUUUAAACAAUUUCUUUAACUCUUCCUGUCGAUUCUUUAACUUUCUAUAUUAUCUGAUUAUUUAAUUGUAAGUGCAAAGGAUAUAGUACAUGGCAAAAAGCAAAAAAAAAAAAAAAAAUAUAUACACAUUCUUAAUUAUUUCUCUGAUUUAAAAUUGUAUUUAGGUAUUAAAUAAAAUA